Molecule: messenger RNA, 648 nt
Organism: Mizuhopecten yessoensis (Yesso scallop)
Lineage: Eukaryota; Metazoa; Mollusca; Bivalvia; Pectinida; Pectinidae
Product: ADP-ribosylation factor-like protein 1
Exons: 1
Coding region: 1-648 (215 amino acids)
Molecular function (GO): GTP binding; GTPase activity
Source: RefSeq, a predicted model, not a curated record
AUGGGGAAAGCCAUGGGGAAGCUUUCGUCAUCAAGAAAAGUGACAGUGUUAAUAAUUGGACAGAAUGGGUCAGGCAAAACAUCUUUGCUACACAACCUGAACUUGGGAAACAUCACCAACACGUUCACCGACGACUAUGAGACUAUCGAAGCCCUGUCUGGAGAGCGGGUACAGGCUGUGGCAUGGAACAUGUUCGGUUCUCGCUGUGCCGGUGGAAUAUUUACAUACUAUCGUAACAUAGAUGCCUUUAUUUACGUUGUGAACGAUCGAGGACCGCCUGAUAACAACAUGGAACUUGCUAAGGUCGUAUUUCAAUUCCUUGAGGCUAGACGUUUUUCCAAUUCUAUUUUGGCAGUAGCCGUCAACCAAAGAAUCACGGGAGAAGGGACACGGGUGACAUUAGAAGAGGUUCGUUCUGGGCUAGAUUUGGAUAACUGUUCCCAUGUAUACGAGCUCUUCCCGAUAGUAGCGACAACGGGUGAAGGGUUGGACAAGUUACAGGACUGGCUCUCGCAGGAACUGGACAAGAUGUUCGCGCGCCAGUGCUUCUUUGGGUCAGGUGACCAACAACAGAUACAAAAGCGUGACAUCGCAUCAUUUCACACGCGGAUCCUCACCUCAUUCAAGGGAUUGUUUACUAGGAUUUAA